AAUUAUCAUCUUUCUUUGUUUCACUACCAACACAGAAAAAGAAGUCAAGAAAGCAGCUUGUUCUAUCACAGAGAGUGAGCUUUGCAACAAUGGAGCUCUGUAGAGCCACUGCUUUCUCAUGGACCCACACUGUCUCUACCGCUCUUCAUGUCUCUCUGCCCCUCUCUAAGUUUGAGACUAAGAGACUCAGUGUUUGGUGCGCCUCUGAUCAAACCCUGAAGGUUGUCAUAGGCAAAUACAAUGACCGUAUCAAUAACUGGAGCCACGGGUUUUAUCGGUAGAAGAUUGGUGCAAAGGCUGCAUGCAGAUAAUCAUAGUGUGCAUGUCUUGACACGGUCUAAAUCCAAGGCAGAGUUAAUUUUUCCUGUCAAGGAAUUUCCAGGAAUUGUGAUUGCAGAGGAGCCAGAGUGGAAAGACAGUAUCCGAGGUUCAAAUGGCGUUGUAAAUUUAGCUGGAGUGCCCAUAAGUACAAGGUGGUCUCCUGAGAUAAAGAAAGAGAUCAAGGAUAGCAGGAUUAGAGUCACCUCAAAGGUCGUAGAUUUGAUAAAUGAUUUACCAGAUUCCGUUCGGCCUACAGUCUUGGUUAGCGCGACAGCCGUCGGUUACUAUGGUACUAGUGAGACACAAGUAUUUGAUGAACAAAGUCCAUCAGGAAAUGAUUACUUGGCUGAGGUUUGUAGGGAAUGGGAAGCAACUGCCCUCAAAGUAAAUAAGGAUGUGAGGUUAGCACUUAUUCGCAUAGGUGUUGUGCUUGGCAAAGAUGGCGGUGCUUUAGCUAAAAUGAUCCCUCUCUUCAUGGUGUUUGCUGGAGGACCCUUGGGCUCUGGAAAACAAUGGUUUUCCUGGAUUCAUCUGGAUGACAUAGUGAACCUGAUAUAUGAAGCUCUAUCCAAUCCAUCUUAUAAAGGAGUUAUCAAUGGAACUGCACCCAACCCGGUUCGAUUUGCAGAAAUGUGUGAACAUUUGGGAAAUGUCUUGGGUAGGCCUUCAUGGCUGCCUGUACCAGAUUUCGCCCUGAAAGUGGUCCUUGGAGAAGGUGCUUCUGUGGUUCUGGAUGGGCAAAGGGUGCUUCCAGUUAAAGCCAAAGAAUUAGGCUUCACGUUCAAGUACUCUUCUGUGAAAGAUGCUUUAAGAUCCAUUAUUUCACAAUAAGUGACCUAAUGUGACAAAGGAAACAUCCAUGGUUCUUCAUUCUUUUAGGUAUUGUUAUAAUAAGUUGCAGAAGAAACAUCUUUCUUUUUCAUUAUUUUUGUUAGAUAUUAAAAAUUCAGAUUCAAGUAAUCAAGUGAGAUUUGGGUCCUUGUAUUGUAGAUGCUAUGGAUAGGCUGUCCUGGCUCCUUAACCAAUUACAAAGUUUUUAAGCGGUUACUAUAUUCUCAUGCCUCUAAAAACAAA
Messenger RNA from Prunus persica (peach), 1395 nucleotides. RefSeq names its product epimerase family protein SDR39U1 homolog, chloroplastic. NCBI's taxonomy places the organism in Eukaryota, Viridiplantae, Streptophyta, Magnoliopsida, Rosales, Rosaceae. The coding region runs from base 241 to 1152 and encodes 303 amino acids. The record is from RefSeq and is a predicted model, not a curated record. The transcript is spliced from 13 exons.